This is a messenger RNA of Clarias gariepinus (North African catfish), 2168 nucleotides long. RefSeq names its product sphingosine-1-phosphate receptor 4 (gene s1pr4). Gene Ontology annotation, molecular function: sphingosine-1-phosphate receptor activity. Gene Ontology annotation, biological process: G protein-coupled receptor signaling pathway. Lineage: Eukaryota; Metazoa; Chordata; Actinopteri; Siluriformes; Clariidae. Gene Ontology annotation, cellular component: membrane. The transcript has 2 exons. The coding region runs from base 242 to 1390 and encodes 382 amino acids. The record is from RefSeq and is a predicted model, not a curated record.
CUUUUUCUAUUGGGUGUGUCAAAACCUGCGACAGCAAGCUUCCUUCCUCGUUAUAGCUGUGCGUAGAGGAUGAGCACUCAGAGGAUGGAUGGCUGCACAUACAUCAGCAUCAUAUACAUGAGGAGGCAGUAAGAGCUACAGAACCAGCAAGAGAGGAAGUUUGAUUGCCUGACUAAAGACAAAAUAGUCUUCUCAGUGAGAUUCAAACCAAACCAGCUAAACUCAAACCCGUUAUUCAAUCAUGGAAUUCAUGCACAAGCUCAGCUCUUCUGUGUCCUGCCCGGACUUGUAUGGCCGGAACAAUGGCAGCAUCAUCCUGCAGCAUUAUAACUAUACUGGGAGACUGCAGCACAGAAUGUCAAGCAAUAGCAGCAUCAGCACAGGUUCAGCCAUCCUCCUCUGCAUCAGUGUCCUGAUCGUGCUUGAGAACCUGCUGGUGCUGCUGGCUGUGAUCCUCUGCGUGCGCACGCGCCACCGAUGGCUGAACAUCUGCAUCGCCAACAUUGCACUCAGCGAUCUGCUCACGGGCGCAGCGUAUGUGGUGAACAUCUGCAUGUCAGGAGGGCUCACUCUGCAUCUCAGCCCGCUCCUCUGGCUCCUCCGUGAAGGUCUCCUGUUUGUGGCGUUGGCUGCCUCUGUGUUCAGUUUACUGCUGAUCGCCGUGGAGCGUUACACCACCAUGAUGAAGUCAGAGUCUGAGAACAGGGACAGGAAAACCUAUCGGAUCUACAUCAUGGUGGUUCUGUGCUGGGUCACGGCGUUCAUCAUUGGCUUCCUGCCAGUGUUUGGAUGGAACUGCAUGUGCAACCUAAGAGGGUGUUCGACCCUUUUGCCUUUGUACUCCAAGAGUUAUAUCCUGUUUGCUCUGGUCAUUUUCUUCUUGAUCCUCCUGACCAUCGGCGGCCUCUAUUUCGCCAUCUACUGGCACGUCCGCAGGAGCCAGGUGAUAAGUUCAGUGAAGAGCAGGAAGCGGUCCAUCCGGCUCCUCAAGGCUGUGAUCUCCAUCGUAGGUGCAUUUAUGGUUUGUUGGGGCCCACUGUUCGUCCUGCUCUUGGUGGAUUAUUAUUGUUACUCACGCAAUUGUGACGCCCUCUUCAGCCCACAAUGGGUCAUCUCUCUGGCCGUCCUCAACUCAGCUAUCAACCCACUCAUCUACUCGCUAGGCAGCCAGGAUCUGCGCAAAGCCAUCAGCAGUUUCCUGUGCUGUAUCUGCCACCCGGAGAUCCUCUCAUCCAAGGAGACAUCCAGCACAUCGGUGAGUCGCCACAGCAGUCUGCGCAACAGCUUCAGCAAAAUUCGUAACCUGAGCACAAGUCCACAGAGCCAGAGGAGUGGAAAAAAGACCAGGCUGAGCUCCACCACCUCCUGCCUGUCUGCGUCGAGCACUUAAACCACAUGUUUCGCACAUUAACCGCAAGGGAGACACACACCUACACACACGUGUACACAGACAUACAAUCAAUCACGCGAAUGUCUGAUUCACUAACUGCCACCAACACACCUGUCAGAUUAGUGAACACAAUUUUUUCACUUUGUGUAGAAUCUAAAAAUAAAGGCUUUCUUUGUAUCUUAAAAAACGAAACUCUGAGAAUUAAAAAAAAAAGUUAAAAAAAAAGUGAUUUUUUUUGCCUCUUAGGAAUAAGCACAUACAUACCAACAUGUUCCUGAAGAUGUUUAUGAGUGAAUUUUAGUGCAGUGCCUCUUAUUUUAUUUCUUUUUUUUUUUUUUUUUUGCUAUUUCUGGAAUUUAAGUACCUUUAAUAAUACAUAUUUUAAGAAUAAAAAAGUAAAACAAAAAAUAAUAUAACUAUUUGAGAACAACAACAAUAAUAAUAAUAAUUAUUAUUAUUAUUAUUAUUAAUAAAUAUGUAUGUAUUAAGUAUGCUUAUAACAAUAAAACCUAUUGCAAUUUUUUUAGAAAUAAAAAAGAAGGAACCCAUGUAAAAACCUUUAAAAAAUGCAAUAUAUGUUUUAUGUUUUAUACUCACCAGAAGGCUUCGAAUGAAUAUUACGAUAAUGUCUUUAUUCAUACUGAAAGGAGAAAAUUAUGUACCUUAACAAAUAAACUUUUUUGUACUUGCACGUUAUUAGUAUAAAAUGUUCAUAUAUUUGUUUCCUGUGAUGUAUAUAAGAGCUCUAUAUCUGAAAUAAAGAGAUUUUUUUUUUGUA